AUGCUUUCCAAGGUGUCCAUUCUCGCCUUCGCGAGCGCCGUCCUGGCUCAGACAAAUGGCACUGCCCCAACUCUCGCUCAGGCAUUGAACUCGUCCUCUCAGCUUACUAGCUUGAGCGGUGUCCUUGCACUUCCAGGCCUUGCUCAGCUCGUUCAGGGUCUCAGCAGUGCGCAGAAUGUUACCAUCCUCGCACCCUCGAACGAAGCUUUCGCCAGCGUCGGCAAUGAGACUCUCGGAGCUUUGACUGCGAAUGAAGGACUGCUCAUUGCGCUCCUGCAGUACCACGUCUUGAACGGCACGGUUCUAUCGUCCGCCAUCACAAAUCAGAGCCAAUUUGUCCCGACUCUUCUGACCAACGAGCUAUUCACCAAUACGACUGGUGGUCAGGUCGUUGAGGCUGUCGCUUCUGGAGACAAUGUCACCUUCUUCAGCGGUCUGCUGGCGAACUCAUCCGUCACCCAGGCUGAUGUCAACUUCACUGGUGGUGUGAUCCACGUUAUUGACCGAUUCCUAGUCCUGCCUGAGGUCGUUUCGGACACCCUCACGACUGCCAACCUCACCGGUCUCCGCGGUGCUCUGAACAAGACCGACCUACUCGAGGCUGUUGACACUACAUCGGACGUCACCAUCUUCGCUCCUUCCACCGAAGCUUUCCAAAAUAUUGGCUCUGUCCUUGCCAACGCGUCCACCGAGGACAUUGCCAACAUCCUGACCUACCACGUCGUUAACGGUACCGUCGGCUACUCAUCUGGAAUUGAAAACGGCACUGUCCUCACCACCCUCAAUGGCGCGAACCUCACCAUCACCAUUGGCGAUGAGGGCAGUAUCUUCGUCAACAGCGCUCGCGUCACUAUUGCCGACAUCCUGGUCGCCAACGGUGUUGUCCACGUUAUCGAUGAGGUUCUCAACCCCGGCAACGCUACCAUUGCUGACCCCUCUGGCGACGAGGGUGAGGGUGCCUUCCCUGGCGCUACUCCCGUCUCUGAACUCCCCUUUACUUCUGGUCAGCCUACUCCCACCACCUCGAUCAACCAAGAGGCUACCAGCGCUGCUGCCCCCGGUGCCUCUUCCUCAAGCACCGCUGGUGCUGCCGCCGCUAUGAAGACUGGUUCUGUUGGUAUGGGUGCCCUUUUGGGUGCUGCUGCUGUCUACGCGUUCAACUAA
This is a messenger RNA of Macroventuria anomochaeta, 1164 nucleotides long. RefSeq names its product Fasciclin-domain-containing protein. The record is from RefSeq and is a predicted model, not a curated record. Gene Ontology annotation, biological process: macroautophagy. Bases 1 to 1164 code for a protein of 387 amino acids. Lineage: Eukaryota; Fungi; Ascomycota; Dothideomycetes; Pleosporales; Didymellaceae. Gene Ontology annotation, cellular component: fungal-type vacuole membrane. The transcript is spliced from 2 exons.